AUGAAGCCUGUGAUUGUCUUUAACUACCCCAAAGGAAUCAAAGCUUUCUACAUGAGACUCAACGACGAUGGAGAGACUGUCGCUGCCUUUGAUGUUCCCGUUCCAAAGGUUGGAGAACUCAUUGGUGGAAGCCAAAGAGAAGAACGGUACAAAGUCUUGCUGGAAAGGAUGAAGGAGAUGAAGAUACCAAUCAAGCCAUACGAGUGGUACCUCGACUUGCGACGUUAUGGUACAGUGAAGCAUAGUGGGUUCGGACUAGGAUUUGAACGUAUGGUACUCUUUGCAACGGGACUCGACAACAUCAGAGACGUUAUUCCCUUUCCUCGUUAUCCUGGUAGAGCUGAUCUUUGA
Molecule: messenger RNA, 351 nt
Organism: Arabis nemorensis
Lineage: Eukaryota; Viridiplantae; Streptophyta; Magnoliopsida; Brassicales; Brassicaceae
Source: the annotation of a GenBank genome assembly